UUCCGACGCGCCGUACACAGCGUGGUAACCACGCUGCUCAACACAGCAGGCGCUGUUUCUCCCGGCUCCUGUUGCCGCCACGACUUCUUCUACUUAUCCUCUUCCUCCUCCUCGCUCCUCUUCCUCCACCUCGUCCACCCUCCUCGUCUCUUCCUCUCAACCUCGUCGCAGGAGCCGAAACGCCCCCGUUGGGCGUCCUGAUUAGCAGCCGCCAGCAUGGACACAGACCUCUAUGAUGAGUUUGGCAAUUACAUCGGGCCGGAGCUGGACUCGGACGACGAGGAGGAUGAUGAGGUCGAACGAGAUGACCAACCAAGAGACGAGGCUGAAGAGGAUGAGGAGGAGGCAGGUGACGGUGAAGAGGAGCCCGUGGGAAUGGAGGUGGUGCUGCAUGAGGAUAAGAAGUACUACCCCACUGCUGAAGAGGUGUACGGACCAGAGGUGGAGACUGUGGUGCAGGAAGAGGACACGCAGCCGCUCACUGAGCCAAUCAUCAAACCCGUGAAAACGAAGAAAUUCAGCAUGGUGGAGCAGGAGCUGCCACCCACAGUCUACGAAAUGGAGUUUUUGGCCGAUCUGAUGGACAGCCCUGACCUCAUCAGGAACAUAGCGGUGUGCGGGCACCUGCAUCACGGAAAGACGUCGUUCGUGGACUGCUUGAUCGAGCAAACGCAUCCUGAAAUCCGCAAGAGAGAUGACAAAGAUCUGCGGUACACCGACACGCUGUUCACGGAGCAAGAGAGAGGGGUGAGCAUCAAGAGCACUCCGGUGACCAUGGUGCUGCCCGACUCGAAGGGGAAAUCCUUCCUCUUCAACAUCAUGGACACGCCGGGGCACGUCAAUUUCUCCGACGAAGCCACGGCCUCCUUCAGGCUGUGCGACGGCGUUGUGCUCUUCAUUGACGCAGCAGAGGGGGUGAUGCUCAACACCGAGCGGCUGAUCAAGCACGCGGUCCAGGAGCGCCUCGCCAUCACCGUGUGCAUCAACAAGAUCGACCGGCUGGUGCUGGAGCUCAAGCUGCCGCCCACCGACGCCUACUUCAAGUUGCGACACAUUGUGGACGAGGUCAACAGCCUGUUGAGCUUGUACUCGGAGAGCGAGGACGGCCUCGUGGUGUCGCCACUGCUGGGCAACGUCUGCUUCGCCAGCUCGGAGUACAGCGUCUGCUUCACGCUCGGCUCCUUCGCCAAGAUCUACUCCGACGUCUACGGCGAUGUCAGUUACCAAGAGUUUGCCAGACGCCUCUGGGGAGACGUUUACUUCAACCCCAAGACGCGGCGCUUCACCAAGAAGCAGCCGGACACCAACGCUCAGCGCAGUUUCGUGGAGUUCGUCCUCGAGCCGGUCUACAAGAUCUUCUCGCAGGUGGUGGGGGACGUGGAUGUGCUGCUUCCACGGACGCUGGAGGAGCUCGGCGUGCAUCUCACGAAGGAAGAGCUCAAGAUGAACAUCCGCCCCCUCCUGCGCCUCGUCUGCAAGCGCUUCUUCGGCGACAUGACCGGGCUGGUGGACAUGUGCGUGGAGCACGUGCCGUCGCCGCAAGCCGGCGCGCGCACCAAGAUUGAGCACACCUACACGGGCCCCCUGGACUCGGAGCUGGCCGACGCCAUGCUGGACUGUGACCCCGACGGGCCUCUCAUGUGCCACACGACCAAGAUGUACAGCACGGAGGACGGCGUGCACUUCCACGCGUUUGGCCGUGUGCUCGGCGGCACGCUGCACGCGGGGCAGGACGCCCGCGUGCUCGGGGAGAACUACACGCUGGAGGACGAGGAGGACUCGCGCAUCUGCGCCGUCGGGCGCCUCUGGAUCUCCGUGGCGAGGUACCGCAUUGAAGUGAGCAGAGUCCCGGCUGGAAACUGGGUGCUCAUCGAAGGCGUGGAUCAGCCCAUUGUGAAGACGGCUACAAUCACAGAGCCCACAGGCACCGACGAGGCCCAGAUCUUCCGACCGCUCAAGUUCAACACGUCGUCUGUCAUCAAGAUUGCCGUCGAGCCCGUGAACCCGUCGGAGCUGCCGAAGAUGUUGGACGGCCUGCGUAAGGUCAACAAGAGUUAUCCCGUCCUCACGACCAAGGUGGAGGAAUCGGGGGAGCACAUCAUCCUGGGCACGGGGGAGCUCUACCUGGACUGCGUGAUGCACGACCUUCGCAAGAUGUACUCCGAGAUCGACAUCAAGGUUGCUGACCCUGUCGUGUCUUUCUGUGAGACCGUGGUGGAGACCUCCUCCUUGAAGUGCUUUGCUGAGACUCCCAACAAGAAGAACAAGAUCACAAUGAUUGCCGAGCCGCUGGAGAAAGGCUUGGCCGAGGACAUCGAGAACGAGGUGGUGCAAAUCACCUGGAACAGGAAGAAGCUCGGAGAGUUUUUCCAGACCAAGUACGACUGGGAUCUGCUCGCCGCCCGGUCCAUCUGGGCCUUCGGCCCCGACACCACUGGGCCCAACAUCCUGGUGGACGACACCCUGCCUUCAGAGGUGGACAAGGCGCUGCUGGGCUCGGUGAAGGACAGCAUCGUGCAGGGCUUUCAGUGGGGCACUCGCGAGGGCCCACUGUGCGAUGAGCCAAUCCGCAAUGUGAAGUUCAAGAUCCUGGACGCGGUCAUCGCCAAUGAGCCGCUGCACCGGGGCGGCGGUCAGAUCAUCCCGACGGCACGCCGGGUUGUCUACUCGGCGUUCCUCAUGGCGACGCCGCGUCUCAUGGAGCCCUACUACUUCGUGGAGGUGCAGGCCCCGGCCGACUGCGUGUCUGCCGUCUACACCGUGCUGGCUCGGCGAAGAGGCCACGUGACUCAGGACGCGCCCAUCCCCGGCUCGCCGCUCUACACCAUCAAGGCUUUCAUCCCCGCCAUCGACUCGUUCGGGUUCGAGACCGACCUUCGGACGCACACGCAGGGGCAGGCCUUCUGCCUGUCCGUGUUCCACCACUGGCAGAUCGUGCCAGGAGAUCCCUUGGACAAGAGCAUUGUGAUCCGUCCACUGGAGCCGCAGCCGGCCCCUCACCUCGCCAGGGAAUUCAUGAUCAAGACUCGUCGCCGAAAGGGGCUGAGCGAGGACGUAAGCAUCAGCAAGUUCUUCGACGACCCCAUGUUGCUGGAGCUGGCCAAACAGGACGUCAUGUUCAACUACCCGAUGUGAUUGGCCGUGGGUAGGCCUACAUGCGGUGCGAAAGAAGUUCAACUUGCGUGCGUGCGGCCCGCGUCAUCCGCCCCCUAAACCGCCCCCCCCCCCCCC
This is a messenger RNA of Lethenteron reissneri (Far Eastern brook lamprey), 3231 nucleotides long. RefSeq names its product 116 kDa U5 small nuclear ribonucleoprotein component. The record is from RefSeq and is a predicted model, not a curated record. Gene Ontology annotation, biological process: mRNA splicing, via spliceosome. NCBI's taxonomy places the organism in Eukaryota, Metazoa, Chordata, Hyperoartia, Petromyzontiformes, Petromyzontidae. Gene Ontology annotation, molecular function: GTP binding; U5 snRNA binding; GTPase activity. Gene Ontology annotation, cellular component: U4/U6 x U5 tri-snRNP complex; U2-type catalytic step 2 spliceosome; cytosol.